Pseudovirgaria hyperparasitica is the source of this 3612-nucleotide messenger RNA. Its product is annotated as WD40 repeat-like protein. The record is from RefSeq and is a predicted model, not a curated record. Gene Ontology annotation, biological process: tRNA methylation. The transcript has 3 exons. Gene Ontology annotation, cellular component: cytoplasm. Lineage: Eukaryota; Fungi; Ascomycota; Dothideomycetes; Acrospermales; Acrospermaceae. The coding region runs from base 46 to 3507 and encodes 1153 amino acids. Gene Ontology annotation, molecular function: protein binding.
UAUGACUAGGCGCAAAUAGGAAGGGCGGAUUUCUUUCACGUAUCGAUGUCCUCACGUCUCAAGCCGGCCAGCUUACGAGCGCCAGUGACUGCACUUGCGACCAGCUGGAAUCUAGUUCUAGCCGGCGAAGGGCCAUAUUUGCGCGUGUGGAAGUAUGAACAUCAUACGUCACCUUUACUCGUACAUCCGAUCUUUGAAGCUCAGGCAAUACAUGGCAUUGCUACGAGGACUAUCAACGUGACAGAUGCAGUGUUAGUCGUAUGGGGAGGUCGAGAAAUACGAGUGUUGCAUCUCAAGCAUGAAGUCAACGCAACCGCGCCUGACGAACUCAGCAUAUCGAUCGUCGCCUCUGCUACCGCUCCGGACUGGAUACUAGACCUUACUCUAGCUUGUGGAAAGGAGCAUUCGGAAGGGACCACUCAAGUUGUGUUACUAACAGCUCACAAUGCUCUGCUCACCUUGGACGUUAACUUCAAUCCUGCAAGCCAGCAUCAGGUAACACCCUUGCGACAAAUCACAACAGGAUCGCGUUGCAUACUGUAUGCAGCACACAUCUUACGGACUGGUGACGACUGUUUUCUUGUUGCGUCGGGCACAGCUUUUGGCGAGAUCAUUGUAUGGUCAGUGGAGUCUAUCAGUAGCGAAGAUGUUACCGUCAGGCUAUGCCAUGUGUUCACAGGGCAUGAAGGCUCAAUAUUUGGCGUUCAAAUAUCACAUGAACUGAGCCUUAACCCCAAGAUAUCCCCUCAGAGAUUAUUGGCGAGUUGUAGCGAUGACCGUACCAUUCGCAUCUGGAAUUUGUCGGGCAUUGGGGACAAGGCAAUAUCCAACGACCCUUCAAGAACUCUCGACGCGUUGCGCGAUAGAGAGACUGGAUUUGGGGCUAACAUUGAGGACAUAAAUGCCGUUCCUGAUGACCGGAAUCGAUGCAUAGCGACGGCUUUUGGUCAUCUUUCGCGAAUUUGGCUCGUGCGAUUCCUCGACCACCGUAGUUCCAACUCGCAAAGUAGGAUCCGGCUUAUAUCGGCAGGGGAAGAUGCGAGUUGCCAAUUAUGGCAGCUGGAAGCCAAGAGUAUAGAAGGCAAAUACGCUGCCGUACUUGAGCAUCUUAGUACUUCUAGGCUUCAUAGCGGCAAGAACAUCUGGUCUAUCUCUGUCCUGGAGACUAAAAUGAUAUCUGGUUCGAGGGACAGCAACAAUGUCAUAGUUAUUAGCGGGGGUGCUGAUGCUGCUGUUGUUAGCAGAUCCUUUCAAGCUACUGAGUCGCUAUCUGAGGUCGAAGAAGUGCUUACCGAGUCGGUAAAGCCUUCUGCCAUUCUCGACGAAGAGUGGACUGUGCCGCAAGCAUUAAUUGCAGCAAACUCAUGUUCCGAGAGUCGCCAAAGAUCUCCCGAGCAACAUAAUCCUGCAUCGUUCUUCCGGGCGUACUCAUUCAUCAGUGAGAACGAGGUCUUGGCUACGACAAGCAAGGGACAUAUUCUCAAGGCAAGCAUUGAGCCUGGUAAGUCUCUGAGAUGGAGUCUACUUCAGCAACUACAUGACCUUGAGAAGUUCGCGCUAUGUACCUCGUCUAUCACGGCACAGAUGGCUUUUAUUGCCUCUGGCAGUGGACAGAUUUACUGCUUCCAGAAUCAGACUGCCUUGUUGACACCGUUGGUCAGAGUAGAUGGCAAAGUCGCCGCGAUAUUCGCGCGAGACAAUGCGUUUGAUGUCGAGACCGCACCACGGGAGAUUAGUCUGCUCAUAACCACAGUUGGCACCACAUUCGCGCGCCGUCUGGUUGUCGACGUGCCGAGCACGAAUGCGAGCCCAGUUGUUACCAAGGCAGAUCGUAUCACUUUGGAGCAGGGCUUCACUGUGACCGCGUACGUACACGAAUCCCCAGAGGAUUCAAAUGAUGGAAGAUUCAUACUUGGAAGCCGGGAAGGCGCAAUUUCGCUAUGGGAUCUGAACCUUGAGUCAAGUCACGCGACACUGACGAUGCGGCAUGUUCAUAGGAAUGAAUCGGUGACAGCAUUGGAAUGGGCUUCAGAGUCUGAAGGGAAUCUCCUCUUUUCAGUCGGACGCGAUGGUACAUGUUGUGUACACCGAAUUGAUUUCUUCCGCAGGACUUUCGUCACUGUACAUAGGUCAAAUCUACCAUUUGGACCAAACAUCGAGGGGUUGAGCCUAGACAAAACGACCGGCGACGUGAUUGCAUAUGGCUUUCAUGGGAAGAAGUUCACCGCUCAGUCUCUGAAUGAUGAACAAGAACUGAUCACUAUCGAAUGUGGUGGUGCUCAUCGCUUAUGGGCUUAUAAUUCGCCGAGAAAUAUAGACACUUCCAACUCUGGUGGAACAUUGAUCUGGACGAAAGCCUCAAAACUUCGCAUAUGUGCAAAACCUCGAGCUUCAUACAAAGAAUUGCAGCAUGGAGGACAUGGACGAGAAAUCAAGGCUUGUGAUGUCUUCAGUCACGGAUCUAGUAAACUCAUUGCAACCGGUGCAGAAGACACCGACAUUAAGCUAUUCAUACCGACGCAGGGAGGCGAAGCAAAACACUUGGUGGGCUUCAAAUGCAUUCGCACGGUCCGGAAGCAUGUUACUGGCAUCCAGAAUCUGAAGUGGUCCAAAGACGGCUCCUUUCUAUUCAGUAGUGGCGGAUGUGAAGAGUUCUUCGUAUGGCGCUUCCACAAUGUGGACGUUCUACGCAUCGGUGUCGUCUGUGAGGCUGUAUGCCCUACCAUCAGCGAUGUAUCGGACUUACGCAUCACGGACUUCGAUAUCCUAGAGGGACACAGUGACGAGGAUGCUGAGUCGUACAAGUUCACAAUCGCUAUGACGUUCUCUGAUUCCACGAUCCGAAUCUACGACUACACCUCAACUACAGCGUCCAAGAAAUUCGCUCUUCAGAGCACUGGCACAUACACCACGGCAUGCCUGACCAAAAUCGCAUUUCUGUCCCCAACCACCUUUGUCACAGCCAGCACGAACGGACACAUUGCAUACUGGACGCUGUGCAAUACCGUUCCGAGCGACGCCCCACCCGCUCUAGUCUAUUCUACUCAUCAUCGCAUUCACCAAUCGACCAUCAAAUCGCUCGCGCACAUAGCUUUGACCGAUGGCACAUCGCUCAUCGUCACUACAGGCGAUGAUAAUGCAUUAGGCUUGACCCUGUGCUCUUGGAGCGCAACUACCGAGAUACCGUCUUUCUCAACACUCCUUAUUCCCCGUGCUCAUGCUGCUGCGAUCAACGAUUGUGCAUUGCUGGACUCCCAAUCCGGCGUCUUCGCUGUGACGGUCUCGAAUGACCAGAGGUUGAAAAUGUGGAGCAUCAAGGUAGAUCUAGAUAAGAAGGGGACCGACAGAUUGGAUGCAUGUCUGGUUGAAGAUGUGCCCAGCGCUGUGGCGGAUGCGAGUAGUCUCUGUGUGUAUCCAGAUUCAGGAGAACUUCAACAAGAAGGCGUAUUGCUGAGAGUACUAGUAUGCGGCGUGGGUAUGGAGGAAUGGAAGUUCAAUACGGUUUGAUACCACUAGGCGAUGCAAAAAGUGCUUAAUAAUAGAACAGAUCUGGUAUUGCGCCUCUGAUCGCGUGAACCUGGAUUUUUUAUCUAUUAUGAGGUGUAGAUAAUA